GCUGGGCUCCGAGGGGGCGGGGGCUGGAGGAAGCGGAAAGCCGCGCCGAGCCGCCGGGGACCUCGGUGAACCAUGUUGAGCCCUGCCAACGGGGAGCAGGUCCACCUGGUGAACUAUGUGGAGGACUACCUGGACUCCAUCGAGUCUCUGCCUUUCGACCUGCAGAGAAACGUCUCGCUGAUGCGGGAGAUCGACGCGAAAUACCAAGAAAUCCUGAAGGAGCUAGAUGAGUAUUAUGAGAAGUUUAAGCGCGAGACGGAUGGCGUCCAGAAGAGGAGAGUGUUGCACUGCAUCCAGAGAGCCUUGAUCCGGAGCCAGGAGCUGGGCGACGAGAAGAUCCAGAUCGUGAGUCAGAUGGUGGAGCUGGUGGAGAACCGGGCCAGGCAGGUGGACAGUCACGUGGAGCUCUUUGAGGCACACCAAGAGGUCAGUGACAGCACUGGCCACGGCGGCAAAGCUGGCCAGGAUAAGUCCAAGAAUGAGACAGUCCCGCAGGCGGAAAAGCCCAAUAACAAGAGGUCUCGGCGGCAGCGCAACAAUGAGAACCGAGAGAACGCGGCUAAUAACCAUGACCACGAUGACAUCACGUCAGGAACGCCGAAGGAGAAGAGGGCCAAGGCCUCCAAGAAGAAGAAACGCUCCAAGGCCAAAGCCGAGAGGGAAGCGUCCCCCGCAGACCUCCCCAUCGACCCCAACGAGCCGACGUACUGUCUGUGCAAUCAGGUCUCCUAUGGAGAGAUGAUAGGCUGCGACAACGACGAGUGCCCCAUUGAGUGGUUCCACUUCUCCUGCGUCGGACUGAACCAUAAACCAAAGGGCAAGUGGUACUGUCCCAAAUGUCGAGGGGAGAACGAGAAGACCAUGGACAAAGCGCUGGAGAAAUCCAAAAAGGAGAGGGCUUACAACAGGUAGUCGGCGGACCUGCCGAGCCGGGAGGAGAAGGUGAUCGGGCCGUGUAUUUAUUACCUCCCCACCUUGGGGGAGGCGCCAGGACUGCACAGUGUCUAUUUUUAAAGAAUGUUAGCAAAGGAGCCAUUCCCUUGGUCGAGUGGCGCUGAUUGUCUGCCUUUUUUUGUUGUCAUUGGUACACAUGUGUAAUGAGAAGGUGGUCUGUGGAUCAACAUUUUAGAAACUACAAAUAUAGGUUUGAAUUAAACACCCCAGCAGAGUCUUGGACUGAUGGGUUUGAUUUGGUUUGGUUUUGGCUCAGGGCCGGGGGUGUUUUUGUGUGGGGGGCGGGUAGUGACGUGGAAGCAACCUAACACAUUAAAUGUGGGGGGAAAAAAAGAUUUCAUUUAGCAAUUUUAUUUUAAUGAAAAUGUUAACUUCAUGAACAAAUUUUUAAAAAAUUAGCCAAGUUGCUAAAAAUACAUAUAGCCCAUAGCAAACUUAUUUCUUACUAUAAUAAUGUAUAUCCAUAUGACAAGUCAAUAAAAAGGUUUUAAGUUUGAAGAUUA
Manis pentadactyla (Chinese pangolin) is the source of this 1457-nucleotide messenger RNA. RefSeq names its product inhibitor of growth family member 1 (gene ING1). The record is from RefSeq and is a predicted model, not a curated record. Gene Ontology annotation, biological process: positive regulation of DNA-templated transcription. The transcript is spliced from 2 exons. NCBI's taxonomy places the organism in Eukaryota, Metazoa, Chordata, Mammalia, Pholidota, Manidae. Gene Ontology annotation, cellular component: nucleus. Bases 73 to 912 code for a protein of 279 amino acids.